CCCCUUUUUGUUGUGCUUCUUCCUGUAGUUGAAGCUGGAUUGAUGGAUCUGGAGGCUCCAUUUUGUUUGUCGCCUUCUCACCCCCCUCCCUCUCUUUCCUGAAGCCUCGUCUGCCAGAUUGGAUCUGUGUAGUAUCUGAUCUCAUGUCAGUGCCGUCUCCUCUACUCGUUCAAGAAAAACAUGGCAAAAGAACCAAUAAUUUCCAUCAGCCAUGACGUCGAUAGGCACUAUGAGAGUGAGGUUUCCCUUCCUCUUCAUCUCGGUAUGGACGGAAAAUAGACAAAGCAGAGUAAGAAGACCUGGCCAUGGCCACAGCACAGCUCCUAAUCCUCGCCGCCCUCCUCCUCCUGCCCCUCGUCGCCGUCCUGCUUGGAAAGCUGCACGGGCCCCGCAAGGGCAAGAACGGCGCCCGGCUCCCGCCGUGCCCACCGGGUCUGCCGUUCGUCGGCAACCUGCUGCUGCUGAGGCGCUACUCGUCCGACGUGGAGGCGCUGCUCCGGCGCCUCGUCGCGCGUUACGGCCCCGUCGUCUCGCUGCGGGUAGGGCCGAGCCUGUCGAUCUUCAUCGCUGACCGCCGCAUCGCGCACGCGGCGCUGGUCGAGAGCGGGGCCGCGCUCGCCGACCGCCACGCCGUCACGCGCGCGCUGCUGGGGGAGAGCGGCAACACCAUCUCGCGGUCCAGCUACGGUCCCGUGUGGCGGCUUCUGCGCCGCAACCUCGUCGCCGAGACGCUGCACCCGUCGCGGGUGAAGCUGUUCGCGCCGGCGCGCGCGUGGGGGCGCCGCGUGCUCGCGGAGAAGCUCCGGCGGGAGGCCGAGGAGGCCCAGGCGAGAGAACAGGCGCCGCCCCCCGUGAUGGAGACGUUCCGGUACGCCAUGUUCUGCCUCCUCGUGCUCAUGUGCUUCGGCGAGCGGCUGGACGAGCCCGCGGUGCGCGCCAUCGAGUCCGCGCAGUACGGCUGGCUCAUGUUCGUGGCCAAGAACACGAGCGUGCUCGCGUUCUGGCCGGCACUGACCAGGAUCCUCUUCCGCGACCGCCUCCAGGAGGGGCUUGCCGCUCGACAGCGGCAGAAGGAGCUCUUCGUGCCAUUGAUCGAUGCGCGCCGAGUGCGCAAGCAGCAGCUGGUCAAGAACCAAGGUGGUGCCGCGGUGGCGCCAGAAGAGGAGACGACGACGACGACGACGUUCGAGCACUCGUACGUGGACACGCUGCUCGACAUCAGGCUACCCGAAGAGGGGGACCGCGCGCUCACUGACGACGAGAUCUCCAACCUCUGCUCCGAGUUCCUCACCGCUGGCACCGACACGACGUCCACCGCGCUGCAGUGGAUCAUGGCCGAGCUGGUCAAGAACCCGGACGCACAGGAGAAGCUCUACAGCGAGGUCAAGGCGACGUGCGGCGACGAGCAAGGGGAAGAUGCCGAGGAGGACACGCAGAAGAUGCCGUACCUCAAGGCCGUCGUCCUCGAGGGACUGCGCCGGCACCCCCCUGCACACUUCGUGCUGUCGCACAAGGCGGCGGAGGACAUGGAGGUCGGCGGGUACCUGAUCCCCAAGGGCGCGUCGGUGAACUUCACGGUGGCAGAGAUGGGGUGGGACGAGCGGGAGUGGGACAGGCCCAUGGAGUUCGUGCCGGAGCGGUUCCUGGCAGGCGGCGACGGUGAGGGCGUGGACGUGACUGGCAGCAGGGAGAUCAAGAUGAUGCCUUUCGGCGCCGGGCGGCGAAUUUGCGCCGGGCUUGGCAUCGCCAUGCUUCACUUGGAGUACUUCGUGGCCAACUUGGUUAGGGAAUUCGAAUGGAAAGAGGUGCCCGGCGACGAGGUGGAUUUCGCCGAGACUCGCGAAUUCACCACUGUCAUGAAGAAACCGCUCCGCGCGCACCUGGUGCGCAGAACCACUUGUUUGAAUGGCGAUUGAUGGGCCAUCAGUCCAUCACCGUGAGGCCCUAGCUUUUGGUUCAUCUCUAGGCCUUUGUUUAGGCCCUGUUUAGUUUUCCACUUAAAAAUUUUUCAUCUAUCCCAUCGAAUCUUUGAACA
Molecule: messenger RNA, 2035 nt
Organism: Sorghum bicolor (sorghum)
Lineage: Eukaryota; Viridiplantae; Streptophyta; Magnoliopsida; Poales; Poaceae
Product: cytochrome P450 89A2
Exons: 2
Coding region: 306-1916 (536 amino acids)
Cellular component (GO): membrane
Molecular function (GO): iron ion binding; oxidoreductase activity, acting on paired donors, with incorporation or reduction of molecular oxygen, NAD(P)H as one donor, and incorporation of one atom of oxygen; heme binding
Source: RefSeq, a predicted model, not a curated record